Molecule: messenger RNA, 4148 nt
Organism: Eleginops maclovinus (Patagonian blennie)
Lineage: Eukaryota; Metazoa; Chordata; Actinopteri; Perciformes; Eleginopidae
Gene: usp1
Product: ubiquitin specific peptidase 1
Exons: 9
Coding region: 204-2579 (791 amino acids)
Biological process (GO): protein deubiquitination
Cellular component (GO): nucleus; cytosol
Molecular function (GO): cysteine-type deubiquitinase activity
Source: RefSeq, a predicted model, not a curated record
CUUCAGGAAAAAGCGGCAACUUCUGCUGCUGCUUCGUGUGUAUCGCCAAACACUCUCUAAAUAUCUCGGUGUAAAUAUCUCUAAGACUGGAUAUUUCGUGAAAUAUAUUACACUUCUAUCAGGAAUGACUCAUCCAGUGAGGUGCGCUGUUGCUUCUCUGUAGAAGAAAAUCUCCUCCUCAAGGUGACACUACCUGAAGAAAGAUGCCAGGUCUGCAGGGGGAACAUGCUGCGGUGGGGAGCCCGGUGAAGAAGAGCAAACUGUCUCUGAAGUUCCUCCAGAAGAAAGAAACCAAACGGGCUCUGGAUUUCUCUGAACCUCAAGCAGAUGAGCCCAAAACAGUUGACCAAGUGGAGCCUGAAGCGAGCAGCUGUGAUCAGGUGGUGCCUGGUCCUUCUCCAUGUCCAGCCUCACCUGGCCUUCUCCUGUCGUCCGAUAAGAGGGAGACCGUGGUGCCAUUUGUGGGGCUCAACAACCUGGGCAACACCUGUUAUUUGAACAGCAUCCUACAGGUGCUGUACCACUGCCCAGGGCUUAGAGAAGGAAUAAAGAAGCUGUAUAACCUGUCGAAAAGUACGGACAAACCAAAGGAAGAAACAGAUCAAAUUGAAGAGUCUGAAGAUGUCUCUGAGGCUUUGCCGCCUCAACUUAAGCUCCUGGGCAGCUUCAACAGUCUGAUAACAUCGGUGCAGCAGCUGCAGUCCAGCUUCCUGCUAAACCCGGACAGCUUCACUGAAGGAGAGCUCGCUACACCCCCUCGGAAAAUACUCCACACCCUCAGGCAGCUAAACCCCAUGUACGAAGGCUAUCUUCAGCACGACGCCCAAGAGGUCCUGCAGUGCAUCCUGGGAUACAUCCAAGAGGCGUGUGACACCAUCAGAAAGCAGUUAAAGACGGAGGAUCCGGAGGAAUCUGAGGUCAAACCUGAGAACGGUGUGGAUUUGGGUUCCAGCAGCUCUGUUGCUGAAUCUCCCGCAGAAGAGGACGGCCUAGUCAGCGGCAAGAGGAAGAGCGACACCGAAGUGGGAAAUGCCAAAAAGAAGCCGAAAUCCCUCAAGUCCAAGAAAUCUGAUGCAGUGGAUAAUAGACCCCUCACUCGUUCCAAGAGGAAGUCAUCCAGUGACAUCACAGUUGACAACGACCAAGACAAAGAUGGAGAGGAGGAUGCAGAGGAGGAAGUGAUGAAGAAACUGACCCAGGAGGAGGAAAAAGGGAGUGACAGUGAGGGGAAAGGAGAGAAGGCUUCAAAAGAGGCCGAGGUAAAAAGAAAGAAAAGGUCUAAGCUGAGCUGGCUGAGGCCUUCUGGGAAACAACCAAGCAUUUUCUCCAAGUUCCUCAGCGUGGGGAAGAUCAGCUCUGUGAAGAACCAGAACAAACUGGAGCAGGAGAACAGCGAGGAGCAGAGCGCCAACGAGAGGAGCGGUGAGGAGAGAGCGGAGCGAAACCCGGCUGAAGACAAGAAGACGGUUAAACUUCAAGAGGGGCUGAACCUGAUGGAGCAGCUGUUCCAGGGCCGACUGGUUCUGAGGACGCGCUGUCUGGAGUGUGAGAGCUUCACCGAGAGGAGAGAGGACUUCCAGGACAUCAGCGUCCCCGUGAUGGACGAGGAGCCAAGCAGCCCAGACGACCUCUCUGAGGUCUCUCCUGAUCCCAAACCCGAGCUGAAGACUCUGAAAUGGGCCAUCGGUCAGUUUGCGUCGGUGGAGCGGAUUGUCGGCGAGGACAAAUACUUCUGUGAGACGUGCCACCACUACACGGAGGCCGAGAGGAGCCUGCUGUUCGACAAAACUCCUGAAGUGAUCACCAUUCACCUGAAACGCUUCUCUGCCAACAGCUACGAUUUGGACCCGUAUGCUGGGCUGUCCAAAGUGAACACCCCCCUGCAGACCCCUCUCACCCUCUCUCUGGAGGAGUGGUGCACCCGGCCUUCGUCCACUAAGGGUCAGCGCUAUCAGCUGUUCGCCGUGGUCAUGCACAGCGGCAUCACCAUCAGCAGCGGCCACUACACCGCCUACUGCCGCAUGUCCGACCUGAGAGACGUGAAGCUGUGGGACCGAGAGGAAACGGGGGAGGAAGAGGAGGAGAAGGACACGAGGGUGAAGGAGGAAGUGCUGGACUUCGACGAUGGAGAGGUGUCUUUCAGCCUGAAUGCAAGGGGACAGAGAGGGGCCAGUUUGGCUGGCAGCAAAACAGGAGGGAAGAAGCUGUCAGAGGGGGGGGUCGGGCUCCUGGGGGGCCAGAGGAGUCUGUCCAGUUGUGACAUUGGGAGCGGCGGCAAACGCACAGAGAAAUCCUCCAGCAGCGGAGCCACUGAGGGGUCCAAGCGGAGGAAACCCGUCAGCAGCCUGGCCCAGAAUACUGAAGCAGGACUGAGCAAGGAGACUUCCUGUGGGGGGGCGGGGGCCACAGGGCAGCACGCGCUGAACAACCUCCUGGAGUACGAGGGCAAAUGGAUGCUGUUUGAUGACUCUGAGGUGCGUCUGUUUGAGGAGGUGGACUUCCUGCAAGCCUGCUCUCCAGAGACAUCCUCCUCCUCGACUCCUUACCUGCUGUUCUACAGAAGGAUGCCCGAGCCCUAAAGUCAUCACACUGUUUACUCCGGGGGGGGGGACACAGACAGACAGACAGACAGACAGACAGGCUUUUUGGCAGCCGAGCACCCAGACAAAGUACAUUUGUGUUUCGCAAUACUAUAGACGGUGCCAAUCAUACUGUGGCUGCCAUGGUAACACCUGAACUGAAGACACUUUCACAGUCAGGACGCUCCUCACACAGCGACACAUGGGAACUCAUUUUUUCUGUUCCGUCAUUACUUUAGCCUUUUGAGCCUUUUUUUACGUUGGGAUGUGCCCCGUCUUAACUUUUUUAAUUUCCUGUCAUGUCUCCAAUGUUCUUAUGUUUCUCAGUUAUUGAGUUUGUAUGGUCCCUUUUUUACAAAUUUAAAAAGCACUUUUGAACUCAACUCUAUUUGAAUGAUAACACGUUGAGAAUGAAUUUUCUAUCUGGAUACUUUUCUAAAAUUUGUAGAAGAUAGAAGUCAGUGCUGUGUAUUUGGAAUCAAUAAUUCAACUAAAGAAAAUAAGACGCAGAUAUCGUUAUUAUUCGCUAGGCAGUACAGAAAAUAAUCAUGAAGUUACAGAUAACUAUGGCCUGAAAGAUCUGUUUUGCACUGAUUCUGUAAGAUUUAUUUUUAACAUAUCUAAAGGCUGAAAUGAUAGUCAUCUAAGCUAAUACAUCCUAUAGUUUUGGACUUGUGGCAGUUAGUUAUAGCAUUUUAAAAUAAAAAAACAAGGAAAUGUUAAGUCAAGCUAAACGCAGGAUGCUGCACGCCUCACUCGGCCCCGACAUCACAAACGUAUUCAAGGAGCCAUUUCAGAGUGAAGAUGCAGGAAAAGAAAAAAAUGAUCUAUAAAUCAGCUACCCAGAUUUUUUGCAAGAUCGAUUUAAGAUAUAAAAACUGCCUCAUUCAUUUCUAAUUUAGAGUGUAACAAUUUUCUUGAAUGUGCAAAUCAAGCCCUGAAAUCUUCAUCUGUUUUAAACGGGUAUGUUUCCUGAUUUAGAGAAAAGCAGUCGGAAUUCCAGUGAGGCUUGGUCAGCAUAAAGGAAAAUAAUAUUUUACAUGUAAGCCAAAACAUUUUAACUGCUAUCAGACAAGAAUGGGAGUUCAGCGCCAGAUUUAAAAGAUAAAGAGUAACGCCUUGAUUGCAAGCCUCUGAGUUAUGGAUCGGAUAGCUUUGUAAAUUCAUAUUUGCUUCUCAAACUUGUGAAUCUGUUUCUGCGAACACUCAAAACAAAAACAGGUCUCAUUGUUUGUGCUCCAGUGUUUUGUCAAGUAUCUCUUUGUGUAAUAUUUAAGUCUAGUUCCAUUAUACAGGCAAGGUAACAUCUUUCAUCUCAGGUUCUACAGAGUGUUUCUAAGUCCGUGGUUUCAGGGAUUCAAUCAGUUCUUAAGCUCGGUGAGCAGCAGGGUGUAUUUCAAUAUAAAUCAUAUAUUCAUGGGGACGUUUUGGGAUAUAACAAAGUGCUUACAGAUCUGGUUUAAUAUAAUGUGACAGCAGCGUGUGUGUGUGGUCUCUCUAAACCUCAUCCAGCUGUGAUAUAUUAAUGUUGACAUGCUCCUUCUAUAAGCAAUAAACUUUUUACCUUCA